Messenger RNA from Pocillopora meandrina, 11927 nucleotides. The record is from the annotation of a GenBank genome assembly. NCBI's taxonomy places the organism in Eukaryota, Metazoa, Cnidaria, Anthozoa, Scleractinia, Pocilloporidae.
AGGCACACCUAGUGGAAUGUGUUGCUUCUUUACUCCCAGUAUGCAAAUCUCAACUGAGACCAGCGAAAAUUCUACUUAGUUCUUCAGUUGUUCUUCAAGUUUCCUUUUUCAAGAGAGCGAUAGAGCCAACCAAGUUUGUGUUAUUGAAUAUGUCAUCGCAGAAGUACAAGGUUAAAAGGUAAGUUAAUUCUACAAAGCGCGUUUGCAAGCUCGACAAAGCGAUAAAUAACAACCACAGUCAAACUCGGUACAGCACGAGUUCUCUCGGUAUGUAGAGAUUUACGAGCUAAGACAGGGUGAGCUAAACAGGAAUAAUCGAAAGUUAUUCCGAUGAAAUUUGUCUACUUAUGCAUUAAGCAACAAGUUUGCCAAUUUUACUUAUGCAAGAAAAAUAUUGAUGCAAGGCUAUCAAUGAAUAGAUAUAUCACAAUAGCAUCGAUACACAAGUUAUCACAGGACUUUUAAAUUGAUCUGAGAGCUUCUGAGCCGUGGUGUUUAGAUAAAUGCAGUUGAAUUAAAGACUUAUCCAGAUCACUCGUCAUCAGCAGUCGUUCAUAAGAACAUGGAGCACAGCUGUUGUUUAAGAUGUUUCGCUAUGUUUGUAUGUUAUUCUUUAUCAAUAGAAAAUCUCAUUGAUCCGUAGAAAGACAAAGAGAGUUUGAGAAAUUAACUUAGCCUGAAAACGGCCUUUGAACGAGGACCGACAGCACGUUCUUGUUACUUUCCCAUUGACAUGGGCCAUGCUGAUAAUUUUCAUAGCCCCAUCACUCAGAAACCUGUUCGAUCCUGACUUUUCUCGAUUAGUAUUUAUUAUUAUGCUGCUCUCUGUCCGCUGUUUUCUCGAAGAGCUUUUAAUAGGGUGAAGGUCACCAAGACUUGUACAAAGUCCGGAAAAGAGGAGGAAUCUGUUCACAGUUGUUUGCCAUUGUUAAUCGAAUUAAGUUUUAAACUCUCAAAAGAUAUGUCUUCAUUUUUGACCAAAAUUGAGCGAAGACUUAAAACUAUUGGCUUACCGCAUGCAAAAAGAGAAACCUCAACAUACUGGGAACUAUUCAAUUAAACAAAAUAUACUUGGGUUGGAAUUUAUAAACAUUAGAUGCAUCGAUAGUCAGUACUCUUAUUAUUAUUCUUAAGGUAAGUGCUAUUUGAAGUUCAAAAAGUGAUAGUAUACUACAACAACUGGUUUCGUAGACACUAAUUUGCGGGUAUCAAAGGUAUGUUAGACAGCCGAGCAAAGGUUCCAGGGUUUUCCAAAAGCUAAAUGUUCAAUGGAUUGGAAAAAACAAUUGUAAUCCUAAUGAACAGAUCGCACAAUGCCUUCAUGCCUCUACCUAAUGCAACCACGAUUUUAUAAUAUUCUUCCUCAGAAAAAUUAUUAUAAGAAGAAGGACAACUGCAUUUGUAGUCGAUCGCAAGUAACUAACUUUUCCUAGAAAAUCUAGUUUAGCAUUAUUAAUGAGAAAUACUUGGUACAAACCGCAGAAUAAUUACGGAAAGGUACUUUAUUCCAAAUAUCAUCACGCGACUUAAUAAACUCUGCUACUGAUGCCAAAAGGAGAUUGUAAUUGAGACGAUCAACCAUUCUAUCAAAUUGUUUGAAGUUUAUCAAUUAAAAAUAAUUAUCAGCUCACUUGCAGAAAGAGCCAAUUUGACUGCCGCUUAACUUUUUGAUUGCCUUUUUUAAAGUCUGCAUGAGUAAUUUAAUUAUGUUUGGGAAAUACGUCUACUCAGUUGCCUGCUCUUGCUGUUUUGCUUCAGCUCUCUUCCGUUUUCGUUGGUGUACUUUCUCUUUCGGAAAAUUUCACUCUAAUUCACGCGAGUUGUUGCCCAUAAUGACGUAAUGAUUUGCAACAAAUUUCAUCUGUAAGUUAAAACAGGGGCAUCUUCCUCCCUCCUCUUUGAGAAAAAGUGCUAUUUCAUCUGGAUCCUUUGACUUUAUGUACUUACUGGAUAUCUAUCUCCACUGUCUUCAAACGCUAAAGCCUUGAUUCGUAAAUCCAUGCUCUAAAUUAUUAGCUAGCUGACAGAUACAGCUAACGAGCUCGGAUAAUAAUGUGAACUCUAACCCUAAAUUUUGCUUCUUUCGACAGUGCUGAGCAAUUUGCCGAAGAAUUCAAAGGGAAAGUGGCGGCAUUUAGCCGAACACUACGAGGCCUAGAGGAUAGAGCUAAGAAAUGUGAAUCUUUAAAGUCUCUUGUGAGUAGAUUUCGCUGUGCCUUGUUAACACACAGCAGUUGUUGUUGUCUUUAGGGCCUUUAUGUUAGAGUACUUGUUCAAAUCCCUUUUUUUAGGACAAGGGAUCCACCAAAACAAUUGCUUACGAGGAUGGAGACAAAAAGUACAUGCUUGAUUGGCAGCCCUAUUUGAAUGACUGCAAAAGAAGAUUGUCGAGGUAUGAAUCUUCAAAACUGUAAACAGCCAAUUUAAAUGGCUUUCAUUAUUGCCCGUGUUUCGUGGACUUUCAGCGACCCCUCUACCAAUUAAAACUGUUUUGACAACUGCUCAGUAUAAAAAUUGGUAUCUCCCUAAGUUACUACUUUUUUAUUCACACUGACGUCAUUAUUUUUAGCAUUAGGGUUUCCGAUGUAAUGCAACCACUUAUACCAGAAGUAGGUGUGCUUCUUGACUGAGCCAAGAAAGCAUUUGAAAAAAUUUGUCAAAACGAAAGUGUUACUUGGGUCCCUUGAUAGAUGUGGGCAUAGAUGAUCGAGCUAGUAAAUCCUUCUAAUGUCAUAAUGUCGGAGUUGACUGCAGUUGGUGGGGGUGCAUUUAGAACUUUAUCAGCAUUUACUUUAUCCAGUAUAUAAUUAUUAUUGGUCGGUGAAAGACACGAUUCUUAAAUAGUUUAUUAAGCUGGUUGAAAAGUUGGAAAAAGUGCUUUGAACUUCUGGAAAGCAAUUCAUACUUGUCACAUGGCAGGGUUCACUUUAAUAACCGGAAGUACCCAUUCGAGUUCCUGAAAAACGCGACCUCACAUGGACAAGUGUCAAAUAAAACAGCAAACGAGUCACCUCUCUUAUCUUCAAUAUUAUUUUUUAAAGAUCUUUAGAGAAAUUGAAGGAGAUCCAGAAUCAUAGAAAACAGAGAAAAAUUUCUUUUAUUGGCUCCAUCAAAGAGGCUCUUCCUUCCUGGUCCAAAAAGAAAAAUCCUAAACAUCUUUUGCUUUAUCAGCUGAUAAAUGACACAGAAGAUUAUCAGGUAAGCAAACUCUGACCAGCAGUAUCACUGAUUUCUAAAAUAUAUAACAUCAAAAUGCAAGGGAAAAUAGGAACUUAGUGGUUAGGUUUUAUCUCAUAUUCUGAUCCUUGAGGUAAAUGUCUUUCGUCAUGAUUUCUGACCAUCUUCAUUCCUUAAUCAACCAUAUAUCUUUCACAUACUCGUUUUGUUCCUUUCAUAUUCUGAUUAUCAUUUUAGUUUAAUGUUCAGGCAACGACCACAUAUAAAGAUGUUAUAGUAUCAUAGCGACAUUACCUCCAUGUUUUCGUGUUGAAUACUACAUGUACUCAGAUGCAUUUCAUAAUCGCUUGAGCCGUUGGAUAGUGCACUUUACUUAAGAAGAACAAAGUGUCGCAACUGACAACGGAUGGUAAAAUGCGUGAGCGCUUAUCCCUUCUUUAAAACAGUGACCAACGUGUCAGUGGCACAUUACUUAAAAACGUUUCAACGCUUCGGAAUAUUCGUUCAUUCGAAACCAUUGUUAUUACAAACAAAAUCAGGCUUGAGGUUUUUUGAAAUAUGUUAUAAAUUGUGAGAGUUAUAUAUUGUGAGAGUGUGAUUCUUAAAUUUCGUAUUGCAUUUCAAACUAUCAAUGCAUUGUUAGUUGACUAUGAGGAUGGAGAUAUUAUUUGUUAAGUGUGCCAGAAAUUACGUCAUUGUCACCUUAAUCCCAAUCUUUACAGAACUUAUUAACGGACAUCGUGAAUCAAAUCAAGCCAGCAGAUGACCUCACAAGUCUGGUAAACAAAAUAUUUCAAGAACGAGACUCUAAUCAGAAUGAUGAAAUAACGAAAGAACUGGAAGGCAUAACGAUCAGGUGGAAUUCACUUUGUCAAAAUGUGAUCAACAAAAGUGGCAGGUAAAAGUAAUUUCAUGCUUUUCCUUAAAAACUUCUUCUUUCUGCUUUGAUGUGAUCGAAAAACGUGACGUGUGAAAGUAAGUGAGCAAAAAAGAUUUCCAAAGUGGUACCUUUAAGGGAAAUAGAGUGAUUAAUUUUUAUAGGGUAUCCUACCUGAUAUACUGCAAGUAGGUCACCUUAGUAUUGCCUAGAGUUAUGAGCCGUGAAAGACAAGACAUCGUUUGAGCGAGAAAGCACAGUGGCCCUUACGAGGCCUGAGAGCGAAGUAAGACAGAUGAACUCUGUAGCAACCCACUUUGUUACCUUGUAUCCCAGCGCUAAUUUAAGCCAGUUGUGCGUGUUAACUUCCAGGUCACAAAAUGAUUAUGUGAUGGGUAUACCCAUCAUCAAUAAGCCAUUUCCGAAUUACAUUUGGCCUCUUUUUAAAACGAGGCCUGUUGCUCAACGAUUGGUAUGAAAAGAAUUUACUUUGCAUAUGAACGAAAAGUUACAAUCAUAUGAAGGGAUGAGCACCAGGACUCGCUUUGAAAAUGAGGCCAACGGUAAUUCGAAAAAGGCCUAUUGUGUCGAGAAUGGACCGAGGUGUGUAUAUAGAUUUCAUGGAAGGAUGAGCGAAAAGUUCAGUAGAACAAACUAGCUCACCAAGUACUGACUGCGAGGAACUAGCUCACAUUGCAUUUCCGAGUUACCGAUAAAAUCCUAGAGAUCAUUUUCCUUUUAGUCUUGAAUCUGUUGGUUUGGAGGUGGAUCGUGAAUACAAGAAUCUGAAUAAUUGGUAUGAGAAAUAUGACACCUUAAACACCUGGCUGCAUCUUAACGAAAAGGUUCUGGACGAAAAAAGCCCUGGGAGUACAACAGCUAUCAUCAAGGAACACUUGGAGAAAAAUCAGGUACUUUUUGAAAACAAAGCUACAAAUAACACAUGACACUAAGAACAAUAAGAAAAAGCAGAAAAAACAAGCACGAAAAACAAAGAGUCCGAAGUAUAGCCCCCCCCCCCUCGCCCCCCCAUAAAAAACAAUAGGUAAGUUUUGCUGCAUGAGAAGUAACGAAAGUAACAUCUGUCCGAUAUAUGAGAUUUCCAACUACAAGGCCAUUUUUCCAUUUAAAAGGAAUUACGAAAUUGACAACUUCUUCCUUACAAUGGUUAACGAGUAAACAAUGGAAAUCUCGCGGAGUUAGUAAUGAAUGUGACUUAUUCCAGGAGCAGCUCAAAAAUGUGAAAGAUCGCAAACCCAAUUUAGAGGAAGUGGCUCGGGAAGCUGACUCACUUCUAGAAAGUAGCCGCUUAGAUAUGGGAGAUGCAGAAAGGGUGGAACGAUACAAAGAAGAAUUGAACACCAGAUACACAACUCUCAUUGACAGGCUCAUGGGAACCCAGAACAGGUAAGGGAAUAAAAACGAAAGAAGCUAGCAAUCAAUGAGUACAAGCGAUGUUGAGCUAAUUCCACCCUCUAAAUACCCUUCAGAUAUCGAAGUUUAUGGUAUUUCGAAAUACCAUAAUCCACGUCCCAUGUGGUUUCUUCCUUUUUCACUUUUAAUAAGUCAUCUCGAAUCAUCAAACUCAAAGAAAGUAACUGGAAUUUAAAGGAAGCCUCUGAGUGGAAACCGUAUACUGCAUCAACUCAGAACUACAACUUUGAUUCGCUGAGUUUUAUAUCUGGGAGGGGGCAUGAUAUGCUUGCGCUGUAAGUAAAUAAUAUCAAAAAAAGCGGGUGGUACUGCGUUACCUCGAACUUUUUUUCUGGUUUCUUGGAAGGUCGAUUCAACCCUUCAACCUCGAAGAGUAAAUGACUUUUAAUUUUUCACUACAGUAUAACCUUUGAAUCAAAAUUUAUGAGAAAUUAGGAUACAGGAUUAUUUAAGGAAAAUUUUGUCUGAGUCUGAUAUUAAGUGUUGUCAACAGGUUACAUAACAGUAUGCAUGAACUAAGAAACGUUCCCAAAGAAACGGUAGAAAAGACAGAAACGGCCAUCGUGGAGGCUUCACUGGAACCAAACCACAAGGUAUGGGCUAGGCGGCGCAAUUUAUCUUUAAUGCAAAGUGUUAAGCCUAAGAUCAUUCUGCACUGAGUAGGCGCAUGGCUUAUGGAAUCUAUUUGUUAAGUAAUUCAUUUAUUGCACCAUGUUGAAUUUACAAUGCCUUCCCACAUCCCUUUCAUAUCAAGUCACCACCAAAGAUCAUUUCACCGUUCCAUAAAGAAGAUGAAACUAAAAGCAAUGAGCAGAGAGUAAAAGAUUCCAUGACAGCUGUCAAGAAGACUAUUGCACAAGAAGAUAGGUGGAUUCUAAAAACUAGGACAGAGGGUGGUAAAGCAAGGUUAGUGUUUGCUAAAGCAGAGGAAAAUCUCAAUGUUAGGCUGGAGACAAGAACUGAGACGAUGGCAUUUUGUCACCACUGCACGAGGACAAUGCCUUUACAAUAGUUGGCAGGGGACUUUGGCACUUACCAAGUUUUGAAUGGAAUUUUUUCUAGUGCCCCCAAUUGGAAAAAAGGAUUUGUUUUGGAAACUAGGCUAUACCUCAACACUGGGAGUUACUUUCCCUAUUCUUCUUGAGAAAUGCUUGGGUUCUUAACUUACCCUGCUAAUCAGCACAGAUACGAUGUAGAAGAAGGGCCUAAGCGGUUUAUCGUACUUAUCCGAGAUGAUUAGAACGCCUAACCGUUUGCAGAUGUCAUAGCAAAGGCAGCGCAUUCUCCUCACUUAUCUUGGACCCUAAGUGUUGGUCCGUCUGUGGCUCGAACCUUGGACCUCAUGUAUGAUACUUUAGGGCUAAUUUCAUAAUUAUUCAUCCGACAGGAUUCAAGAAGAGACUACGAAAGCAUUUGAUUCGUCGCUGGACCUUUGUUCGAAGGCGCUGAAUGAGCUGGACGAAGAAUCGCUGCAAAAGUUUUCAGCUGCUGGUUCAAACAUUAAAGAAGUUAGGGAGCAGCUCGAUGAAAUACAGGUAACUAAAAAAAAGAACAAAAAUAACCAUACCAUGACUAACGCCGCUUGUAAAAAAAACGUAUUUAGACGAACCUAUUAUAUAUCAAAUUAUAUAAAAUACUUGAGAAUUUUUUCCUAAAAUAACCCCCUCCUUUCUGCAAAAAAGGAAAAAAAUUUAGACAGAAAAAAGAAUUCAAGGGUAAGAGGGAGCGGUUUGGGGUACGCUUCUCGUCUUGUUAUGUUACUGCGUCGCUAUUUAUUUAAUUAAAUGUCGGUUUUCUCAAUAAUAUUUCUACUAUCCUUCUAAUUUAUAAGCUAGUACCAAGACCCUACUUUCCAUAUAUCUUCACACGUUGCUUUUGAAAUUUGAGAUAUUUGAUGUAAAAGGCCCAAACUUACAUUGAAAAUUAGUUAAUGACCUCAGUCGCCUAGGGGUUAUUUAGUACUCAAUCCCACAGCAAACUGGAACCUGCAGAGACUCGAGUCUCACGAGAAUUUCGGGUUGUGCUAUUUCUCUUCCUCUUAACUAGUAUUUGGUAUAUCUCUCUUGAUAUUUGAACCAUUUUCCAGGAUCUGGAACGAAAAAUGUCCAAGGAGGAUGCUUCAUUUCGUUCGGUGAAGGAAACGUUUGAAGCAACUGAGGGGAAAACAUUGAUGAAACAGGAAGCUCGCGAUAGGCUGCAAAGAAAAGUUAGCGAUUUGAACUCCAGAUGGGAGGAGAUGUGGCGUUCUCAUGACGUUAACAAAGACCGGUACGUGUCACUUGACCUCUGAAAAUCAAGAUAUUUUUUUACCGCUAGAUGUUAUUUGACAAAAACAUGUAAACAUGCUGAAUUGUCGAAUAUCUAGCGGAAACCUUCUGACCAACUUAGCAGGAGCUUAUGAAUGAAUCACCUUAAUAAUCUCUACCAGCUAGCUCCCAUUGUUAGUCUGGUAUCAGACUGAGUAAAUGUCUCUAACUGCCAUUAGGGUAUCGUAAACGUGGACCCUUCUUCUUCCUGGAGGGACAAUGAACGACCUCGAGAAUUAGAUGGGGUCUUUAAUCGGACACAGCAUAAGCCAUAUUAGGCUGGAGUUUCUGAAAGGCCAGCGGCACAUACCCAACGCAAAUUCUUUUCUCUCCCCCCCCCUUCUUAAUCUUAAUCUAGUAAUGCAAUAUCUCUCCAGAGUGUGGAAAAGAGUUUAUAAGGGACACGUGAUUGAGGCCAAAAUUAGCAAAUGACGCGUAAAUAUUACAGAGGCAGACGUGAUUCGUAAAUAAUUUAGCAGCGUGAGGCGUUAUUUACCUCAUGAAAUAAACGUGAUCCGUUGAUUUCUUCCGUCAUUUUGUCAAAACCUCAAUAUUUCCCUGAAAACUCGAACGCAAGAGUGAGAUUUGAAGCUUUCCCUUUUAAAGACGUGACGCGGAGACGAAUUCCCUUGCUACAUCUACCCUCUCUCUAUUCUGAUAAACCAAAAAGUAGAUAAAAUUGUACAAAGGUAGGGAAAAAUCUUUUAGAAAAUAUUUUCAGGGAAAUAAUUUUGUCCUCAUUUGACUUCUUUUCCAUCAUUUUUUAAUCUUUAUGCACGCAUUUUAGCUUGGUACAAGCCAUUUUGAUCAUGGGUGGAGAGUGGAUGGGGAGAGUGAAUGAAAACCUUGAUGACCUUGAAGAGGAUAUCAAAUCAAUCGAAAUCAAAGAUGACGAUUGGAAGUCUCUGGGUGACUCGGAACAGAAACACAAGGUACGAAAACCGUUGGGCUGGUCACAAGGAGUAGAGGAGUUAAACUUGAAUCACAGUAUUGCCAGUAAAUUUAGACAUACGACUCGGACCUUCUGAUCGGCCAGUAAUAAAUGCGACGGCACUUCUUGUUUCUAAAAAGCCCAAAGUAAGAAAUGUAAGCGGUUUUUGCCUUAAGGAGGGGAUUUCAAGAGUCUGCAAAGUGAUCACAUGUGUAGCAUUUCCAGUGUGGGAAUGACCAAUGUGACAAUGGAAACUGGCUGUUCAAGCGUCUAAUGAAUACAAUCCACAAUAAUCUGCUGAGAACCAAUUAUUCUUUCAACUUCUCAGAAUAAUUUAUCAGUACCUCCUAUGAUUUCUUUGAUUUUAAAAUUCAGGAAAUCAUGGACAAGAUAGGGUCUUAUGAGGUUUCGGUGGGUGGAGCUGUGGAUGUAGCCAGAGAGGUUCAGCGGCGGGAUCUGGUAACCGAGGAAACUGGUGAGACUAUUACGCAUGAAACAGAGGAACUAGAGGACAGACUGGAACGACUGAAAGCUGAAGCUGACGAAAAAAAGAAAAGGUUUGGAGCAAAAAAAAAAUUUUCUUACUUAGAUGAGAAAUUCAACAUGAACAAAUUUCAUCACUAUUAAAAUACUAAAGAAAUCUUCAAUUAGAUCAGUUUUCAAAUGAGUUUCGAAAAACAAAACCAAAUUAUUUACAAUAGCCAAUCGGAGAAUAUCAACAUAAUCGUAAGUUAAUGAGAACUCGAAAAAAAAAUUAAAAAAAAAACAGGCAAAAUUCAUGAAAUGCACGAAAAUGCUAGUAACCGAGUCACCAUUGAUUUUAGUUUGGAUCUGAUUGGUUGAGAAAGUGAUGCAAGUAUUCCGACCUAAGUGAGGCAAGAACAAAGAAAUCAUGGAUUAUUUUUGACUCCCACUUUAAACUGCUCUUAGUUCCAAACGUAAUCCGAAAUAACAUAAGUCCUGCUUCACUUCUCUCUCUAUGGUAGGUCCAGAAAAAUCAUGGCACCAUCAAAACCAGUCAAAUGCCUUAGCCACCUGUUUAUAGCGUUUUAGGCAGUUUCGUGUGAUUUACUCCGAUAUCUAAUUUUCAUAUUUACCUAUGCUCUGAUUGGCCUCUGUAAACAAAUUUUGGUUUGGGUUCUACGACCCAAACGCAUUCUACCUCUCAGGAUCGCAGAUUCCUUGCGUAAGAUUGAGCAUUCUACUGCUGUCCAAGAGAUUAUGGUGCCCUCCAGUGUAUCAGUUGCCCACUCAGCUCCCGAUCAGGUUAAUGGAGAUUCUGAUGAAGGAUUUGUGGAACCAAAGCGACACCUAUUUCAGAGAAAAGUUACGUACGAGGUAAGAUAAUAAAUUAUUGGCUAAAGGCAGAUGAAAUACUUGCAAGUGAGAUGUCGAACCUCACUGCAUGCGAGGCAUGGAGUGGUUGUCAUGAAUAUAAAUAGGUGAAAGACAUAUGCUCUUAAAUUGUUUGUUUGCUUGUUUUUAUUGUUUAAUCAUUUCGAUUCUUUUCUCAUGCCACAAACUAAUAGUACUUAGUACAUUUUUAGUCGAUCAUAACCAAGAAAAUGAAAGAGUUGAAGAAAGAAAGCAAGGCGAUGAAUGCAUGGAUGGACGAAACUGAAAAACUUGUGGGUUCACUACGAAUAGACAUGGAUCCAAAAAAGGCCUCCAGGGUGCAGCAGAAAAUUGACGUAAGUAUGCAGACAGCCCUAUAAUUUAUUAAAAUUAAGCGCUGAUCUUUGCAAUUUAUUCAGCUACAUAGAAAAGGUGGUCAUGAUCAGAUGUUUCGACAGGAAAUCACCAAAUUUAGAAUGCUGGUCAGCAAACUGUUUGAAUAUCCAUCCGAAAUUUGAAAUUUUCAGUUUAUCGUCCGUUAACUGACUGACGGGCCUCUCGGGAGAGGAUCAUUAUUGAAAGGAUUGAGCGUGGGAUGGACGAACGGACGAAUGGACAGACGGAUAGAUUAAUUUUGGUUAUUAGAUAUGUUUUCCGCAGAGUUACUUUGACAUAGUUUAUCUAUAGCCCGGAACUUGAACUUUUGGUUUCAGGCACGACUGGGAGAGGUCAACGAAAAACAGUCAAAGGUAAACCGCGUCAUCCAGCUUAGCAAGGAGAUUGAGAACGAGACCAUUGACCCAACGGUUAAUGAACCUUUCGUGAAGGAAGCCAAGGCUCUUGAGGAAAGGUGGGCCAAGAACAAGGAAUUGCUUGAAAAUCAUGGAGAAAGAGACGCUGCCAGCAAAGCCUCGUCCGGAAGCUGCUGUAUUCUGUUCUUGAAAAAAAGAUUGUUACCAGUGUGGUCAUACAAUUAACUGUAGAUGAUAAUGAAAGCAGAUAUUCCAGCCCUUUAACCUUGAAUAGCAAGAUAUAUACUCACCGAAUUACAAGGUUGAUUUUGAUAAUAAUGGGUGAAAGAGCAAUCGAUUAAAAUUUAAUCAAUCAAAUGUAAGAAACGCUACGUAAUUCCAGUUAAAACUUAUUUUCUACAUUACCUGAAGAUUGAUUCUUGAGGAAUUAGAAAUUCAACCACACCUUUACACUAACACUAGUGUUAACUUGCACAAUUCUGUUCAGUCUAAUUAAACGAAACGAGCAAUUCCAUUUAAAUUCUUUGUCAUCUAUGGUUAUUUUGGCUUGAAGCACUAAUUGGCACAAUUUAGUUAAUCUGAAAUCACUGAUGUGUUUUACAAAGUGAUUUUUGUUUUGUCCUCUUUAAAUGACCCCGGUGACAGGGGUGAUUAAUUACAUCGAAAGAUGUCUCUAGAUUUUAUCGCGCAAUUAAGAUAUUAGUUGUAAGAAAAGCAAUGAAAUAAGUUUGAAUUUAAUUUACUAGGAAGAUAUUUAUUAGCGAAUUCAUCUAAAAGUAUCACGCCUAAUGCAAAAUCGUAAAAUUUGUUCGUUAAAUUAAUUACGUAAAAGAAAAGUUAACGACGGCUCAAGUUGCAAUGAACAGCAAAAUUCAAAAUGGUAAUUGACAAGCAUUAAGGAAUGCAUGUGUUCAAAACAUGAAAAGUAGUCUACCAGUGCAAUUUUAAUGGACUGAAAUAUUGUUGUGUUAGUUUGGUAGUAUCAACUGAGUAAAUUGCACACCGUAAAGGGCUUCAAAGCUGACGUUCCCAGAGCUAGCCCUUCAUCAGAGCGAAUAGAAUAUUGAGGAAUGAAUAGAAUUUUGUUACUCUUAUGUAUAAACUGGCAAAAUACC